Messenger RNA from Aphidius gifuensis, 1474 nucleotides. Its product is annotated as antichymotrypsin-2-like. Gene Ontology annotation, molecular function: serine-type endopeptidase inhibitor activity. Lineage: Eukaryota; Metazoa; Arthropoda; Insecta; Hymenoptera; Braconidae. The coding region runs from base 101 to 1315 and encodes 404 amino acids. The record is from RefSeq and is a predicted model, not a curated record. The transcript is spliced from 7 exons.
UUGUAAACAAGUUGGUUAUAUUAAAUAGUCCGAUAGUUUUCACCUCAACUUGAAAAAAUUUCCUCGAUUUAAUAUUUUCAUUCAGCAGAAGUAUUUCAAGAUGAAUCAUCUAUUUCGUAUUGUUAUUUUUCAAUUACUAUUGGCUAUAAGUGUAAUUUUGCCAGCUUCAUCGGUGGAUAGUGAUCUUCGCGCGGUCACAACUGGUGGCAAUGUGUUUGCAUCAAAUUUAUUCACGCCAGUUGGAGCAAGCAAGAUACAUGAUAAUUUAAUAUGUUCACCGGUGAGUCUUCAAAUGGUUUUGGCAAUGCUUUACUUUGGUGCACGUGGUCAAACUGAAACACAAUUGCGUUCAGUAUUACAUUUACCAAGUGAUAAAAAAGUCACUCAAAGAGGCUAUCAAUCACUCAUCGAUACUCUCAAUAGUUUUAAAAAAGUUAAACUUCUAUUGGCAAACAAAAUAUAUUUGAAUAUUGGAUUUAAAGUAGAAAGUCAAUUUCAAAAAAUAACUGCAAAUUAUUUUAGAUCUGAAAUUGAGGUUCUUGAUUUUAAUAAUGCUGAUGCUGCAAGUGACAAAAUCAAUGCUUGGGCUGAAUCUAAAACUAAUAAUCUCAUUAAAGAUGUUGUUACACCAAAAACUGUUAGAAAAGCUGAAAUGCUUCUUAUCAAUGCCGUCUACUUCAAAGGAAAUUGGAAUACUAAAUUUGAUCCUAAAAAAACAAAUACUCAAAGUUUUUAUAGAUCAAAAAAUAACCUGGUAAAUGUUUCAAUGAUGCAUCUAACUAGCAAUUUUAAUUAUGGACAAAUUCCAGAACUGAAAGCUAGAUUUGUUGAGUUAGUAUACAACAGUACAAAUGCCGAUGAUUCAACGAGUAUGAUUAUUAUUCUUCCAAAUGAUGUUGAGGGUCUUCAAGAAACUGAGAAAAAUUUGAAUAAAAAGAGCAUUGAAGCAAUUCGAAAAUCUGGACGUUCUUCUAAAGUUAAAUUGAGCCUUCCGAAAUUUAAAAUUGAAAAUUUAAUUGAUUUUAAACCAAUUCUCAUCAAGUUGGGAUUGGCUGACAUGUUUCGUAGCGGUGCUAAUUUAACGGGUAUAGCUAAAAGCCCACCAUUGAAAGUAACUGCAGUUUUUCAAAAAGCAUACAUACUUGCCAACGAGGAAGGCACUGAAGCUGCUGCAGUUACAGUUGGAGGAGUUGGUACAACAUCAGUACAAGUACCAGUUGAAUUUAAUGUCAAUAGACCAUUUAUAUAUGCUAUUAUUCAUCGUGCUACCAACACUGUUCUCUUCCAAGGACAUGUCAAAUUGCCCAAAUAUUAAAAAGCUAAAAUACAUAUGCAAAUUAUGCUUGUAAUUAUAUUUUUUUAUAAUUAUUAAAGUAAUAACUUUUAUCACAGAAUUAUUAGAAUAAUAUAAUUAUUUUCUCUGUCAAACUUUAUGAAAGAUGUUUUGAAUAAAAAAAAUUAUUUAUUCAUUUUA